CAGAAUCUGGUGCACUGAGCCCCGGUAACGGCGGCAGACCCGGGGUCCUGGUCACCAGAUUGUGAGGGACACGGACUACAAGGUCGCCGGUCCUCAGGCGGCUCCAGGUUGGGCUUUAAAUAAUGGAGAAGUUUGUCGACGAAAGUGCUUUCAUUUAAAGAGUAAAUUAAAGAGACAACACCGUGAACAGCUGAUAAACAAGGCAUUUGUGUCCUGAAGAAGUCACAGAAACAACUGUGAUGUGAGGGGAGAGUAGACACAUAGGAGGAAUCAGACCUGGUGUGAUAUUUUUGUCACAAAAGGCUUGAGGAAGAGAGAAGACACUUUUCCAGAGAAUGAAAGAGUGCAGUGUCAAAAUGGAGACCAGCGUUUCUGAGAUUCAAAUCGAGACUAAGGAUGAGAAGAGACCAGAAGCAGCCAGUCCUCAGAAAGAGAGGCAGGAGAGAAAAACAGCCACACUGUGCUUCAAGAGAAGGAAGAAAGCGAACAAGAAGAAGGCCAAAGCUGGUUCCAAGACUGCUGAGGAGACAAAGAAGCAUGCCCCCGAAGCUGGGGGUUCUGGUCAGCGGCAACCAGCGGGGGCCUGGGCCUCCAUCAAACGCCUUGUGACGCACAGGAACCGGUCCGAGUCUGCAAAGAAGCAGAAGCCAUCUGAGGCUGAAAUGCAGCCUGAGGAUGGAGCGCUUCCUAAGAAGACAAAAUCCAAACUUAAGAUUCCUUGCAUACGAUUCUCAAGAGGGGCAAAGAGAAGUCGUCCUUCCAAACUCACAGAAGAUUCAGGCUACGUCCGAGUCCAGGGAGAGGCAGACGAUUUGGAGAUAAAAGCCCAGAUCCAGCCCGAUGAGCAGGCAACCCAGGCUAAGUCCACCCAGGGCCUACAGGAAGAUGUGAUGGCGCGAGAUGGUAAGGAGGUCCGAGAAUCACACAUAAGCAACAGCGUCAUAUCGGGAGAGCAUGUGAUUGCCAUAGAACUGGAGUUAGAAAAGGAAUCUUCUGCUCUCCGGAUGAGAACUCCAGGGAGUGAAAAGGAGGCUAAAGUGAUUCCGGAAAAGCAGAGUGUUCAGGCACAGCAAGCAAGUGUGCUUGAGAAUUCAGCAGCAGACAGCCCUCAGCCAGUGACUUCUACUGCUCCUCUCUCACCAGCAACCACACAUCAACGCGGUCUGGAAGAACCCAGUGACAGCAUCCGGGAAAGUGCACCAAGUGGAAAAGAUGACCGAAGGAGAAAGACCGCUGCUGAAGAAAAGAAAUCAGGAGAGACUGCGCUGGGCCAGGCAGAGGAGGCUUCUUCAGUCAGCCAGGCAGACAAAAGUGCACUCAGCCAGGCAGAGGAAGCUACUGUGAUCCAGGCACAGAGCCAGGCAAAGGAAGGUAAACUGAGCCAGGCAGAGGAAGCUACAGUGGCCCAGGCAAAGGAAACUGUAUUGAGUCAGGCAGAGGAAGUUAAACUGAACCAGACAGAAGAACCUGCAAUUAGCCAGGCAAAGAAAGCUACAGUAGGACAAGCAAAGGACGCUAUGGUUAGCCAAGCAGAGGAAGCUACAGUUGGUCACACAGAGAAAGCCACCAUGGGUCAGGCAGAGGAAGCCAUAGUUGGUCAGGCAGAGGAAGCUACAGUUGGUCACACAGAGAAAGCCACCAUGGGUCAGGCAGAGAAAGCUACAGUUGGCCACAUAGAGAAAACCACAGUGGGCCAGGCAGAGGAAGCUAUAAUUGCUCAGACAGAGGAAGCUAUAGUUGCUCAGGCAGAGGAAGCUACAGUGGGUCAAGCAGAGGAAGCCACAGUGGGUCAGGCAGAGGAAGCUACAGUUGGUCAGGCAGGGGAAGCUACAGUUAGCCACAUAGAGAAAACCACAGUGGGCCAGGCAGAGGAAGCUAUAAUUGCUCAGGCAGAGGAAGCCACAGUGGGUCAAGCAGAGGAAGCCACAGUGGGUCAAGCAGAGGAAGCUACAGUUGGCCAGGCAGAGGAAGCUACAGUUGGCCAGGCAGAGGAAGCCACAGUGGGUCAAGCAGAGGAAGCUACAGUUGGUCAGGCAGAGGAAGCCACAGUGGGUCAAGCAGAGGAAGCUACAGUUGGCCAGGCAGAGGAAGCUACAGUUGGCCAGGCAGAGGAAGCCACAGUUGGCCAGGCAGAGGAAGCCACAGUUGGCCAAGCAGAGGAACCCAUAGUUGGCCAGGCAGAGGAAACUGUAUUGAGGCAUGCACCAGAUCUGAAAGAAAAUGGAGUUGAUGCAGAGAAACCAAGAUCAGAAGAAAGCAAAAGAAUGGAGCCAAUUGCUAUUAUCAUAACAGACACUGAAAUCAGUGAAUUUGAUGUUAAGAAAUCUAAAAAUGUCCCUAAGCAAUUCCUAAUUUCCAUGGAAAAUGAGCAAGUGGGGGUUUUUGCUAAUGAUAGUGAUUUCGAGGGGAGAACUUCAGAACAGUAUGAAACACUCUUAAUAGAAACAGCUUCUUCUCUCGUCAAGAAUGCUAUCGAGUUGUCUGUAGAACAGCUGGUUAACGAAAUGGUUUCCGAGGAUAAUCAGAUAAAUACGCUGUUCCAGUGACUCCAUUUCCAGGUCACGGGAAGAAAGGAAAAAAAAAACCCUUAAAAGAUGAAUUCUGUUACACAUUUGUGGCACUUCUAUCUCAGUAAUAAAUUAGAGGUAUAUCAUCUGUGGAAUCUAAAGGUACAGUUCCAGCCCAGAAGUGCUAAAGGAUCAAUGAAGGUUGUAAAACUCUGCCAUUGAAACAGAAUCAGUUCUGGACUGGAGGGAGUCGGCACGGAUGACAUUGUGAAGGGAUUUAUGGGGGAGGUGUGGAGAUGGCAGGCGGUAGCCCAGUGCUUUGAGGAGGGAAGACUAUUGAGCCCUGAGUAUGCUCUUAUGGUUCUCUAAUGUCACCAAGUCUGUCACCAUUUCUUUCCAAUGGUUCAACCCUGUGUUAUAGGUGAAUGCUACAUUGACUUUCCUUUUACAGGGUUUUCCCGCUGUCUCUAAUGGUGAAUCAGGUGAGUGGGCCUUUCUAGUCUUGAACAAGUUCUGUACAAAAGCCAUUCACAGGUUCCUUCAGCCAGGCAAAUAGUUAACAAGUGUGUAGUCAUGGACACAGGGAGUGUGUUUUCUCUCCCCAUCGUCCUUCUGCCCACAGACCUGUAUAUACCCAUCUGUGAGUGGACCUAUCUCCUGAGAAGUCAAACGGAUUUUUUAUCCAGGAGGCAAACUUCCCAGAUAGCAAGGGAUUCCCCUUAGCAGAGCUAC
Rattus rattus (black rat) is the source of this 3239-nucleotide messenger RNA. RefSeq names its product A-kinase anchoring protein 5 (gene Akap5). Gene Ontology annotation, cellular component: dendritic spine; plasma membrane; postsynaptic density. The transcript is spliced from 2 exons. The coding region runs from base 336 to 2546 and encodes 736 amino acids. NCBI's taxonomy places the organism in Eukaryota, Metazoa, Chordata, Mammalia, Rodentia, Muridae. Gene Ontology annotation, molecular function: adenylate cyclase binding; glutamate receptor binding; calmodulin binding. Gene Ontology annotation, biological process: positive regulation of adenylate cyclase activity. The record is from RefSeq and is a predicted model, not a curated record.